Messenger RNA from Lodderomyces beijingensis, 642 nucleotides. The record is from the annotation of a GenBank genome assembly. Lineage: Eukaryota; Fungi; Ascomycota; Pichiomycetes; Serinales; Debaryomycetaceae.
AUGGAUUUGAUAGAGAACAACUUCAAGAACUCGGCCGAUAGGCUAGACAAGCCGUCGGAAUAUUUGAUCCGCAAAGCAAGGCACAACUAUGGCGAGCUCGAACGAGCAAUGACAUCGCGCACGGUGUACGUGGGGAAUCUAUCCCACUUCACCACCGAAGAACAAAUCCAUGAACUUUUCAUGAAGAGCGGGCCGAUAGAUAAGAUCAUCAUGGGUUUAGAUCGGAACAAGUUGACCCCGUGUGGUUUUUGUUUUGUGAUAUACCGGACGAAACAGGGGUCGUUGAACGCGAUGAAGUAUCUACAAGCGACGGUGUUGGAUGGCCAGAGUAUAACUAUUGAUUUGGACCCUGGGUUCCGGGAGGGAAGACAGUUUGGAAGAGGCAAGCACGGAGGACAAGCGGCGCAGGAAGCGGCUGCUGACGCGGCCAAUGGCAAUGGUGGCGGUCACCAUGGCGGUUUUGGUGGUCAUGGUGGUGGGUACCGGUCACGAGGUGGGUUCAGAGGCGGACACAGAGGCAACAGAGGUGGAUUCAGGGGCGGAUACAGGGGCCACAGAGGUGGACACCGUGGAGGAUUUAGGGGAGAAACUUCUGUGUAUGUGCCGUCAAAGGACCCUUCAUUCAAUUCCCAAGUUGGCUAA